Aspergillus campestris IBT 28561 is the source of this 1167-nucleotide messenger RNA. Its product is annotated as putative RING finger protein. The transcript has 2 exons. The record is from RefSeq and is a predicted model, not a curated record. The coding region runs from base 290 to 1033 and encodes 247 amino acids. NCBI's taxonomy places the organism in Eukaryota, Fungi, Ascomycota, Eurotiomycetes, Eurotiales, Aspergillaceae.
AUUCAGGGAUGUCCCUUGGCUACAUGGCAGGAACAAAUCAUCGUGUAUGCUAGAAUAAUGAUGGCUUUGCGGGCGGGGUAUAUCCCUGGAGUGUUACUCGGCAGCCGGAUCAUCCGAGAGCUGGUCAAACAGAGUAUAGAUUGUGCGGGGUUAUGAUAUAUUAGAUGAUUGGAACAAGAACCUUCACGGUCGCAACUUUCUGUCCACUUCCCAAGUAAGGCCUCCCAGCAGCUUUUUGGCUAUCAGGCAAGCGAUCAAAUGUAAAGUGUGCCAACGUCGUCGCGUGGUGAUGAGUGAUCGUUCCGACGAGCCCUCGGCAGUAGCGCCACUCAGCUACAUCGCAGCUGUGGUUGUUUCCAUCUUUUUUCUUGCAGCCUUGAUAAUGUUUGGCACAAGGCAGAUUCUGUGCUUUCGUUCGCAUGACCAGACUGCGCCAGCACGAGUGCCCGACCCGGAAGACCUACCACUUGAUGACCGCCCAGGAACCAUUACGAAAUCCGAUCUCGAGGAGCGGUUUCCUCCGAUGAAGUAUGGUGUCUGGCGGGUGCGUUGCCACCGUGAUAGCGUUUGGGGAACAUCUGUCCCCCAUGAAGAUGCGCCACGGUCGGAAGCUGGUUCAAAGGAUGACGGCGGACGCCACGUACGACUGGAAGGAGAUACACCACUAAAGACGCCCGAGCCUGGGGCAAUUUCUCCCGAUGCAUCAGAAGACAUUCCUCCCGACAGGAAAGACAGUAAUGAUGGGAUGGAGGCCGACGCGGGAGACGUUAACCUCUCCUGUGUGAUAUGCAUGGAAUCAUUCGACGACGAGGACAGCAUUCGAGCCUUAUCCUGCGGGCAUAUCUUCCACGCCGGAUGUGUAGACCCUUGGCUCACCAAACGGCAAGCGCGCUGUCCUCUCUGCAAAACAAAGUUCUCCCGCCCAGCGUCCCAGGCACGGCCAAGCAGCCAUGUGUAUGCAUCUCGUACGAUCAUGCCUCCGAUUCCGGCAGCAGUCCUAGUCCACAGCCUCGCCACUCCACACGCACGCUGAGGGCUUUUGAUAGCUCUCAUUCUCAUAAGGCCUGGGCAUUACUCGCACCUUGGAAGGGCGGAACCCCGACGGCUGAGACGAAUGCCAAGAUAUGGGGAGAGGAACCAAUCAGCGGUAAUACCAGCUUAUUGGUG